AUGCGCUCGCUGGGGCAGAACCCCACCGAAGCCGAAUUGCAGGACAUGAUCAACGAAGUCGACGCAGACGGCAACGGCACGAUUGAUUUCCCUGAAUUCCUCACAAUGAUGGCGCGAAAGAUGCGUGACACGGACAGCGAGGAGGAGAUCAAGGAGGCGUUCAAGGUGUUCGAUAAGGAUGGGAACGGGUACAUCAGCGCUGCUGAGCUCAGGCAUGUUAUGACAAAUUUGGGCGAGAAGUUGACCGAUAAUGAGGUGGAUGAGAUGAUCCGUGAAGCUGAUGUUGACGGCGAUGGGCAAAUUAACUACGAAGAAUUCGUCAAGAUGAUGCUCUCGAAGUAA
Molecule: messenger RNA, 342 nt
Organism: Pleurotus ostreatus (oyster mushroom)
Lineage: Eukaryota; Fungi; Basidiomycota; Agaricomycetes; Agaricales; Pleurotaceae
Exons: 4
Coding region: 1-342 (113 amino acids)
Molecular function (GO): enzyme regulator activity; calcium ion binding
Source: RefSeq, a predicted model, not a curated record